AUGGCCAGCGAAUACAAGCUCAAGGGCAUCUCGUCCCUGUCUGGCUUCGGCCCGGGCGAGAAGCGCGAGGUCGAGGUCGAGGGCAUCGAGGACGCCAAGGUCCUCCUUGCCAACACUGGCGGCAAGGUCACCGCCCUCGGGCCCAAGUGCACGCACUACGGUGCCCCCUUGGUCAAUGGUGUGCUCACAAAGUCGGGACGCCUGACGUGCCCGUGGCAUGGAGCAUGCUUCAACGGCAAGACGGGCGACAUUGAGAACGCCCCAGGUCUCGACUCCCUCGCCACUUUCAAGCUGGUCGAGAAAGACGGCGGCGUCUACGUCGAGGGCGAGGAGGCGACCAUCAAGGCCGGCAGGCGCAAGCCCAAGUUCAAGUGCGCCGCCAGCACGACUGCCAGCUCGGACAAGAUCAUCAUUGUGGGCGGCGGCAGCGGCGCCAUUGGCACCGUCGAGGCCCUCCGCGAGCAGGGCUUCACGGGGCCCAUCACCGUCAUCACCAACGAGGGAUACCUGCCCAUCGACAGGACCAAACUCUCCAAGGCGCUGGUGGACGAUGCGUCCAAGGUGCAGCUCCGUGACGACGACUGGUUCAAGCUCGGCUCCGUCUCGAUUGUGCAGGACGAGGUGACUGACGUCGACCUCAACGCCAAGACGGUCACGACCAAGUCGCACAACGGCAAGUACGAGUACUCCAAGCUCGUCCUGGCUACUGGUGGGACACCUCGCAACCUGCCCGUCCAGGGCUUCAAAGUCCUCGACAACAUCUUCCUCCUGCGCAACAUUCACCACGUCAAGAAGAUCACCAGCGCCAUCGGCGAGAAGGGCAAGAAGAUUGUCAUUGUCGGCAGCAGCUUCAUCGGCAUGGAGGUUGCCGGUGCCACGGCCGCCGACAACGAUGUCCACAUCAUCGGCAUGGAGAAGGUGCCUCUCGAGAGAGUGCUCGGCGAGCAGGUCGGCGCCGGGGUGCAGAAGCUGUUCGAGGCCAAGGGCGUCAAGUUCCACAUGUCCGCCGGCGUCGAGAAGGCGGAGCCGUCAGGAUCCGACCCGUCCAAGGUUGGCGUGAUUGUGCUCAAGGACGGCACCAAGCUCGAGGCCGACCUGGUCAUCCUCGGCGUCGGCGUGUCCCCGGCCACCGAGUACCUCCAGAACAACAAGGUGAUCCGGCUCGAGCAGGACGGCUCGCUCAAGGUGGACGACACUUUCCUCGUGCACGGCGUCAAGGACGUCUACGCCAUCGGAGACAUUGCCAGCUUCCCCUACCACGGCCCCGGUGGUAACGGCAACUACACGCGGAUCGAGCACUGGAACGUGGCGCAGAACCAGGGCCGGAUCGUGGCGCGGCACAUUGUGAACCCGUCGCUCAAGCCGACCUUCUUCACGCCCAUCUUCUGGUCCGCGCUGACGGCGCAGCUGCGGUACUGCGGCAACACGGUCAACGGCUGGGACGACCUCGUGCUCCAGGGCAACCCGGAGGAGGGCAAGUUUGUGGCGUACUACUGCAAGGGCGACACGGUCGUGGCCAUGGCCAGCAUGGGCAAGGACCCGGCCAUGGUCAAGUCGGCCGAGCUCAUGGCCGAGGGCAACAUGCCGUCCAAGAAGGAGCUCCAGGGCGGGCUCGACAUCCUGGACGUCCCGAUUGCCGAGUGA
This is a messenger RNA of Microdochium trichocladiopsis, 1644 nucleotides long. RefSeq names its product monodehydroascorbate reductase. Gene Ontology annotation, molecular function: oxidoreductase activity, acting on NAD(P)H; flavin adenine dinucleotide binding; 2 iron, 2 sulfur cluster binding. The record is from RefSeq and is a predicted model, not a curated record. Gene Ontology annotation, cellular component: cytoplasm. The transcript is spliced from 2 exons. Lineage: Eukaryota; Fungi; Ascomycota; Sordariomycetes; Xylariales; Microdochiaceae. The coding region runs from base 1 to 1644 and encodes 547 amino acids.